CCGGUCAAGUUAUUUCUUUAAAGUCCUCUAGACGAAUAUAUGCAGUGGCCAUUUGAGUUUCUAAUACAUAGGCAACCUAACUUUAACAUUGCAGGCUUGUGUAGAUUUGUGGAGACUUGCAACAUACUUUGUUCACUACAGCUGAGGUUUUCAUCCAAAUGAGAAUCUCACGCAGAGUCUGAAAGAAACCCUCCAAAACACCUGACUCCGCUGUUGAUUGAUAACUCGUCUUAAUAUCAUAUCAUUUAGAUUCCUCUAGCAUCUUUUGAUUGUAGCAUCAACCCUGAAAUAAAGGAACAUGUCGAUUCGUGUAGUAGACGGCUAGUCUAUACAUAAGCAUGGAGGACUCACAAAAAACAUGUGACAGAUAGAAAGAUAAGAUGCAACAUGUAUCACCAGAGAAAGGUGAGCCCACAAGACAAAGAGGAACCUAGACGAGAACCGUGCAGAAGCAACAUGGCGAGGAGCCCCGACUUUUUGCAACAAUCCUUUGUCAAAAAGACAAAAGAGAACGACUUACAAGAUAUAGGAGAAGACAAUUUGAGUGCUUUGGAGCUCUACCUACAUGAUUUGGGUCACGAAAGAAGGCCAGAGAGUAGAAAGAAUGUUAUAUUAGACAGUCUAAGCAAUAAUAUCCAACCUUCCACAAGUUACACCCCUAAAAAUGAUGGUCGCAAGAAGCAGGAGAAAGAACAAAAUCAUCCUAGGACAAAAAAAUCCUUUCAAAGAUGCUGUUCAUCUUUCAUGAUUGGGAUAGUCAUUGUCGUAUCUCUUGCAUCUCUGUUCAUCAAUGUGCUCAUGAUCAAAGGAACUAUUGUCCCGAGUGGAUGCCAGAGAAUUGAGAAUAGAAAAGCAAUUGGCACCAUUUCAAAUAUCGUUUUAAGAAGAAGUUAAUCACUUUACUCCUACGACUAAAGACUUUUUACCCACAGGGCAGAACGGUGGGUGUGUUAGAAGGUUUGCCUUACGCAUGCACAGGACUCAGCAUGGGUUCAAUUUCUAGCCUUAAAUGUUUUGUCCUCUAAGACAAAGCACCGGAGCAGUAUCUCCCAAGAAAUUCGGCGCAUGACAUUUGUUUCUGAGUCGAUCUUAAAAGUUCAGACUAUUUAUACUUAAGUCGGUUUUACUGAC
Messenger RNA from Actinia tenebrosa (Australian red waratah sea anemone), 1131 nucleotides. RefSeq lists its product as uncharacterized. The record is from RefSeq and is a predicted model, not a curated record. NCBI's taxonomy places the organism in Eukaryota, Metazoa, Cnidaria, Anthozoa, Actiniaria, Actiniidae.